CUCCCAGAAGGCUGUAGCACCGGCGCGCAGGCGCAGUGGUUUACGAUGCCGGAAGCCCUUGGCCUACGUUGGAGCGCGAGUUCCUGGACAUGUUGAACCGGCAGUGGCUGACAUUCUUUAAAUGUAUUCAAACUGGUCGUUUCAAAACCUACAGAAAUGUCUCCACUUCAUGGUCUCCGGUGGGAGCGGCCUUCAACGAUCAACUGAGGAGAAAGGUGGAUAUAUUUGGGAAGAACGUGGGUCUUUUUGGUGUACAUGAGCUGAACUCCCCAGUAGGAUUUCAGGUGGCCCAAGAAAAUGCAUUGAAUGAAAUGGAGCAGUUAGUGGAACAAGCAUGCAGAACACCACCUGGUCCUCAAGUUGUUCAAAUCUUUGACAGACUUUCAGACUGUCUUUGUAGAAUUGCUGAUUUGGUAAGUAGUGAUAACGUCUUGGCCCCUCCUGAUCUCUCUUACAUCUCCCAGCUCCACAACCCUGCGGGAUUGAACACUAAUAUUGAACUUUGUAAUAGUUUGAAAAACCUAUUGAAUGAUAAAGAAGCCAUUGAUUCACUGGAUCCAGAUACAAGGAGAGUGGCAGAGUUGUUUAUGUUUGACUUUGAGAUCAGCGGAAUUCAUCUGAAUAAGGAAAAGCGUAAAAAGGUGGUGAACCUUAACGUUCAGAUGCUGGACUUGAAUAAUAGUUUUCUGCUGGGCACUCAAUUACCCAACAAGAUUGACCGAAGUGCUAUUCCAGAACACAUUCAGCACUACUUCUCCAUACAAAAGGAUUACAUUCAUGUUAACAGUCUUCAUGCAGAUGCUCCUGAUGACUUGGUAAGUUGCCUGUGGACCUGUCCCAAGUUAUGA
Molecule: messenger RNA, 848 nt
Organism: Rhincodon typus (whale shark)
Lineage: Eukaryota; Metazoa; Chordata; Chondrichthyes; Orectolobiformes; Rhincodontidae
Gene: mipepa
Product: mitochondrial intermediate peptidase a
Exons: 7
Coding region: 90-848 (252 amino acids)
Biological process (GO): peptide metabolic process
Cellular component (GO): mitochondrion
Molecular function (GO): metalloendopeptidase activity
Source: RefSeq, a predicted model, not a curated record